Aspergillus alliaceus is the source of this 2073-nucleotide messenger RNA. RefSeq names its product ATP-dependent RNA helicase MRH4 (gene mrh4). The coding region runs from base 40 to 1941 and encodes 633 amino acids. The transcript has a single exon. NCBI's taxonomy places the organism in Eukaryota, Fungi, Ascomycota, Eurotiomycetes, Eurotiales, Aspergillaceae. The record is from RefSeq and is a predicted model, not a curated record. Gene Ontology annotation, molecular function: ATP binding; nucleic acid binding. Gene Ontology annotation, cellular component: nucleolus. Gene Ontology annotation, biological process: maturation of LSU-rRNA from tricistronic rRNA transcript (SSU-rRNA, 5.8S rRNA, LSU-rRNA).
CUUUUCUCUCACCUUUCUCUCACCUUCUCCUCACCCAUCAUGAAUCAGCUAGGUAGGAUGUCCCUGGUGGUUCCUCCCCCGGUAUGUCUUCUCUGCCGAAGCCGGACCCCCAAUCUCCUUCCUUCGAGCGUAUCGCAGGUCGCGCGCUCCAUGGCCACAGCUCGUCUUCGUCGGAGAGCUGCCCGGAUGGCCUUGUCUCCUGAUGUCGCCAAGCCGUCAAUCAACCAGAAGCGCUCAGGUAAGGAAAGGUCUGGACCAUGGGCGGGAAUGAAUCAGACUGAAGCUCGCGUUCGUGGUGAACCUCGACAACGGUCUCAAGCCGCAUUGAGACGCUCGGGAGAGCCGUCGGCAGAUAAGCUGCGGAAAAGCGAGAGCCCACUAUACAAAGCGCUCAAGAUGCAGACUACACUGGCUCCUAUCACUUAUGGUCGCAGGACUGCGAUCAAGCAUAAGCUUGCCGACAUUACGAGUUUUGAUCAGUUCCCAAUCCUACCAGUUGUUCGCCACUCGAUCUUCUCUCAAGCUCUUCCCGGUUUGGUCGAUGUCACGCCCACCCCAAUACAGCGUCUUGCAAUUCCUAAGCUCAUGGAAGAAUCAACGGAUCCAAAACGAAAGUUCGGAGCUGAUGAUCAGCCUCAAUACGAUCAGUACCUUCUGGCUGCAGAGACGGGCUCGGGAAAGACACUGGCGUACUUGGUUCCUUUAGUUGAUGCUGUUAAGCGCUUAGAGGCAGAGGAUAAAGAGAAUGAGAAGAGGGAGGCGGAACAAAAAGCGAAGGAAAAGGAGGAGAAAUUGAAAAACAAGGCUUUCGAUAUUGAACCUGAGGAGCCUCCGCUGUCCAAUGCCGGCAGACCUAGAGUCAUCAUUCUGGUGCCAACCUCCGAGUUGGUAGCGCAAGUCGGUGCUAAAGUGAAGGCUCUUUCUCACACGAUCAAAUAUCGGUCAGGCAUGAUAUCAUCUAACCUGACUCCUCGCCGGAUUAAGAGCACCCUCUUUAACCCAGAUGGUAUUGACAUCCUUGUGUCUACUCCUCACUUGCUUGCGUCCAUCGCAAAGACGGAACCAUAUGUGCUGAGUCGGGUCAGCCACUUGGUUCUUGAUGAGGCUGACUCGCUUCUGGACCGAUCCUUCUUGCCGACAACCACCGAAGUCAUCGAUAAGGUAGCACCGUCACUCCGCAAACUCAUUCUGUGCUCGGCUACGAUUCCUCGCAGUCUCGACAAUCUGCUACGCAAGCGUUAUCCGGACAUCAAAAGAUUGACUACGCCCAAUCUGCAUGCCAUUCCACGUCGAGUACAGCUGGGAGUGGUGGACAUCCAGAAGGAACCCUACCGAGGAAACCGAAGCUUGGCUUGCGCCGAUGUGAUCUGGUCGAUUGGAAAGGCCGGUGAUUCAGAGCCCGCAGACCCAUUUGAAUCUUACGUUGGACCGAACAUCAAGAAGAUUCUCGUGUUCGUCAAUGAGCGCGAGGAAGCCGACGAGGUGGCCCAAUUCUUACAGUCAAAGGGGAUUGACGCUCAGUCUCUUUCUCGGGACUCCAGUGCCCGGAAACAAGAAGAGAUCCUUGCGGAAUUCACCGAGACAGCACCUCCACCAAGCCCAGAGCAAAUCAUGUUAGCUCAAAAGAAGAGGCGUCAGGAAGACGCUAUUCCCUUUGAACUGCCCGAGAGAUCCAACAAAGCUGCAAAUACCCGCCGGCUACCUAAUACCAAGGUUCUCGUUACUACCGAUUUGGCAUCGCGAGGCAUCGACACCCUACCCGUCAAGACAGUCAUCCUAUAUCAUGUCCCGCACACGACUAUCGAUUUUAUUCACCGUCUAGGACGUCUCGGUCGGAUGAAUAAGCGUGGUCGCGGUAUCGUACUAGUCGGAAAGAAGGACCGAAAGGACGUUGUCAAGGAGGUCCGUGAUGGUAUGUUCAGAGGACAAGCAUUGAUCUAAGGGAUGUGCCGCACGGACACAAUCGAAAUUUUUACGUACAAGGACCGGCGUUAGGACAUGGGGACAUUCGGAAAUACACACAGUAAAUACUAUAUACAGGACGGUUUCAAGCAAGAAAUGUAUAAUAUUGUA